GUCCUUUAGGGUUUAGCAUCUACUGGCCGAGGCCUGAAGCAUUGACCUGCCUGUGAGCCGGAGCCGGAGCCCCUCCACCUCAGUGUGUCCGCCGGGUGCUGGGUGGGACCUUACGCUUACGUUUUCCUGGAAAGACAAGACUUUCUUAAUUUACAUACUUCAUGAUGGACCAAGACAAGAAUCUCAUGGCUGAGAGUAUAUUAAAUAUCACCCUGGAGAUCAUCUACCUGCUCACUGGAGAGGAUUGCACCGUAGUAAAAAAGAAGUCUGGAGAGUCUCACCAUGCAUCAGGAAGAUGGACCAGGCCACAGAACCUCAUGAAGAUGCCUCCAAGUCGAUCACUGGCACUUGAGAGAGAUAGUGAGCAGAAGAUUCUGGAACUCACUAAAACGAUCAUGGAGCUGCUGACCGGAGAGGUUCCUGCUGGGCAGUAUUUAGAGAAACCCAAAAUCCUGUACGAGGAUAAUAUGGAGAAUAAUGAUCCAGAUGGAUUUGGUGAGAGAAAUAAACAACAAAGAUCUUCUAGUCCUCCCUAUUCAGAAUAUAUGGAGGAAAAGAAAAUUGAUCGACAAGACGAGGAGGAUGAAGAAUCAUUUCAGAUUAAAGUUGAAGCUGUAGACGGGCACGAAGACAAGUUGUACGAUAAUGGUGAUAUGCAGUGUAAGGACGAGGAAAUCCCCAUAGAUAUCGCUGCAGCCAAUGCCCACAACAUCCGGAAUUCCUCUCCACAUUGGGAAUUGGAGGAUAACAAAGACUUGGAGAAUUCCCCAGAAGAAAACUGUCUUCAGGAGGUCAAUAUCAAUAAUGAGAUUUCGUUUGAUGGAGAAAUUGCUCCUGAUAAAUCCACUUUUCCUCCAUGUGGUACAGCUCACAGUGACAAAGUUUUCACCUGUGUGGACUGUGGAAAAUGCUUCCACCAGCACGAGGCACUAUUGAUACACCAGAGGACUCAUAUGGAGAAGUCCUAUCUGUGUUUUAACUGUGGGAAGUGUUUCAAAAAGAAAUCAAACCUCAUACAGCACCAGAAAAUCCACACCGGUGAGAAGCCGUUCCUCUGCUCUGAAUGCGGGAAAAGUUUUGCGCGUAAAGCCGAUCUCGUAAAACAUCAGAGAAUCCACACUGGAGAGAAGCCGUUUCCUUGUCCUGAGUGCGGUAAAUGCUUUACCCAGAUAUCUGCUCUCAUAAGACAUCGGAGAUUCCACUUGGGUGAGAAACCCUUUUCAUGUUUGGAUUGUGGAAAGUGUUAUAUAGAUAGACAGUCUCUUACUAGACACCAGAAAAUUCAUCAUAUGCGGGAGAGAGAGAAAUUGCCGCUUGAACAUUUGCAUUUGUUCGACUGAAGGUUUUUCAUGGACUUGAAAAAAUGUUUCAUAAAACAGUAAAGUACUAUCUAAAAAAACACAUGAGAUAAUAGUAUUAAACCAUGUCUGAAGCCCUGAGUGCUGGAGUAACAGCAGGAUGCUGGAAUAGAUGGUAAGAUCUACCAGAUCUUAUAGGUAGUCAGAAAAUACCUGACCCCUGCCAAUACGUGGUUUCGGUGUAGUUGGAGACCUGCAUCACUGGAGACAUCCAAGAUAGUUCUUUUGCUACUUUUUACUACUGUGCUAUUGAAAUCACUGGAAUUUUUACUAAAGGGUAUUUUGCUCUAGUUCUAGUUAGUGUUGCAGUGAUACACCCUGUUGUGAGUGUUCAGUUACAUGAGAUCUCUCAUCUUUUAGUGUUCCUUUUCUAGCACAUAUUACAAGUAAGUUUGAGGAGUCCAGGGAGAUUGUCUCUGAAUGAGUCUAUUAGUCUAUGAGCUUGUAGAAUUGUUCAGGAGCCGUUUUGCCCAGUUACAUACAUGCAGUGUUCAGCCUUUAGUGUGAGGUCACUAAGCACAUCUAUGACUUGCAGCCAACUUGAUCAGUCAAAUCAUAAUAAUUAAAGAGACUUUUUCGAAGACCCCAAAUAUAAUACAGUAAUGGUCCAUUCACACGACCGUAAGCCGUUCCGCAAUAUAUGGGCACCAGCCGUGUGAAUCACGGAUGCGGGCCCAUUGACUUGAAUGGGUUCGCAAUCCUCAAGAUACAGCGCUGA
Molecule: messenger RNA, 2076 nt
Organism: Bufo bufo (common toad)
Lineage: Eukaryota; Metazoa; Chordata; Amphibia; Anura; Bufonidae
Product: oocyte zinc finger protein XlCOF8.4-like
Exons: 7
Coding region: 162-1340 (392 amino acids)
Source: RefSeq, a predicted model, not a curated record